Molecule: messenger RNA, 1663 nt
Organism: Aspergillus uvarum CBS 121591
Lineage: Eukaryota; Fungi; Ascomycota; Eurotiomycetes; Eurotiales; Aspergillaceae
Product: putative RNA binding protein
Exons: 1
Coding region: 127-1476 (449 amino acids)
Source: RefSeq, a predicted model, not a curated record
CCGGGGGGGAUUAGGCGCAUCGAGUGGAAGGUGAAGCGCUGCCCCCGAAGCUGGAUCAGACUGUGCCGCGAAACAACGCAGACCAGUAUCGAGCGAGACUGCCGCGAGGUGCCCGUAAACACGAACAUGCGAGACCUAGAUGACCUGCACGGUAUGCCUAGGCCACUCACCCGCAGACGUAGUGGGAGCUUCAAAUUUCGGUUUCCCUUUCUCAGACGGCAGCCAGACUCGUCGGACGAUGAACUGAGACGGACGCUGCCACCCCGGCGGCCGCGCGACCGACCCUGGCAGCGCACGCCCGUCAUGGUCGACCCUCCCCGUCACCCUGGGCCCCGGCUGGUGUCGCCCAUGCGACCCAUGGCUUCGCACAGAUCGACGCCCUCGCGAUCACCCCCCGCGAUUCAAUUUGCCGCUCCACGUCAAAGCGGACGACCUUUGCGCGAGGAACACCUGCCUCGAGGGCGGCCUCGACCCGCCACACCAUCACCAGUGGGACUUCCCUCACUCCCUCCCAAACGGAGACGGCUGACACAAGUUCUCAAGCAGAUCUUCGUCACCCAACCAAGACAACCCACAUCCCCAAUCGCGAUGGAUCCUCAAGUGGUAUGUCGCCCGAGCCCGGAGCAUGAGCAUCGUCUGACACGUGCAAUCAAACAGGUAUUCCGGCCUCGUUCCCGCUCCCAACCCGCCCGACCAACAGUAGAGGUGGAGGCUCGCCAGCCCCGGUCUGAGGCCGCGAGGGUGAUCUCACCCCGGGCUGUUCCACCCAUCCCCCCGCGACGGAGCCGGCCCCCGCGCCCGCGCUCCCCCGUGACGGAGCGGGAGCCCAUCCGCAAGACGCGCUCCACGCCGGGGAUGCCGCACCUCCGGACUGUGUCGCCGCAACAGAGCAGUCGGAGCAUGACCCCGACGCGCCAUGUGCACUUCGCCGAGAACCUGGAGCAGAUCCCGCCCAGCUCGAGCGAGAACAGCCUAGUGGAGGACACGACGACCGGCGACUCCAGCGACGACAGCCCCACGCGUCGCAUCCCGACGCGCCCCCCACCCAGCAGAAUCCCCAUCCGCCCGAUGAACCGCCGCAGUCGGUCCUUGGACACCCAUUCCAUCCGUGGCCGCAUGUUCCCGUUCCCCCGAGAGCCAGCCCGUCCCCGCACGGCAUCGCCAUAUCCCACGCGACUUGACUCACGGGCUCGACCCGCGCCAACGACGCCCCGGUCGCACACGCUGCAGCAGGCACGACCUCGCAUUAUUCAAGAGGGGACGCGGGAUUUGCGGGAGCGAGGAUCGCGGUUGUUGGAGACUUCAUUUGCGCGUCGUAACGACGCGGCUGUGAGGAGUCCAGGCAUGGGGCAUCGACGGGCCCGACCGCGCACGCGGGUCUCGAUGAAUGAUUAUUGGGCGAUGUUCCCGGGCGAUGAGCGGAUUGCGGACGAGGACGAUCGGAGUGGAGGGUCGAGGUUAGGGCGAUGGCGGUAGUUGGGUUGUGCAGGUGUUAUGUUGGGUGUGUGUCUUUCAUUCAGUCUUCUGUGUUAUGUUCUCCUAUGUUUGAUGGUUGGAAUUUCGGAGGAAGGGCGACGGCGACGGCGACGGCGACCGGGACGACCCCGCAUGUGACCCCGCACGUGAUGGGGUUACCUCGGCAGCGGCUCAGCGGCUACAGGCG